AGGCGGCUCCCCUCACCAUUCCGGGUCCCGCGUGACUAGCCAGGCCAAGCGGCGCGCGGGCUCCGCCUCCAGCCCUCCCGGCUCCGCCCAGGCUCCGCCUCCUCCUCCUCGUCCUCCAGCGCUUCCCCAGGGCGCGGGCAGCGGUCCAAUUGAGGCCGACCGAGUUAUGAGAGACGCCGGUCCGAGUGCGCGCAUGGCGCUGGCUCUGCUGCUGCUGGCCGGGGCCGGGGUGUCGGCCGCCGCCUCGUCCUCCGCCCCGCCGCUCUUCAACGUGAGCCUGGACGCGGCCCCCGAGCUGCGCUGGCUGCCAGUGCUGCAGCACUUCGACCGCGACUUCUUGCGCGCCUCUAUGGCGCGUAUCAUCGGGGAUACUGUCCCCAAGUGGGUCCUCGCCUUGAUCCGAAAGGCGGUCUGGGAGCUGGAGCUCUUCCUGCCCCAGCCCUUCACCGACGAGAUCCGCGGCCAGUGCGACGCUCUGAACUUCACCCUGGCCGACUGCAUCCUCCUUAACCUGGCCUACGAGUCCACAGCAUUCUGCACCAGUAUUGUGGCUCAGGACUCCAAAGGCAACAUUUAUCAUGGCCGGAACCUGGAUUACUCUUUUGGAAAUUUCUUACGCAAGUUGACAGUGGAUGUGCAGUUCAUAAAGAAUGGGCAGGUUGCUUUCACAGGAACCACCUUUAUUGGCUAUGUAGGAUUAUGGACCGGUCAGAGCCCACACAAGUUUACUGUUUCUGGCGACGAACGAGAUAAAGGCUCGUGGUGGGAGAAUAUGAUUGCCGCCCUUUUUCAGAGACACUCACCGGUCAGCUGGCUUAUCCGCACUACCCUGAGUGAAUCAGAAAACUUUGAAGCAGCUGUUUACGAAUUGGCCAAGACUCCCCUUAUGGCUGAUGUUUAUUACAUUGUUGGUGGCACAUUCCCCCAGGAGGGAGUGGUCAUCACAAGGAACAGAGAUGGCCCAGCAGACAUAUGGCCUCUAGAUCCUUUAAAUGGAGCGUGGUUCCGAGUGGAGACAAAUUAUGACCAUUGGAAGCCAGUGCCUAAGAGAGAUGACCGAAGAACACCUGCCAUCAAAGCUCUUAAUGCCACGGGCCAGGCAAACCUCAGCCUGGAGACGCUCUUUCAGGUUUUGUCAGUGUUUCCGGUUUAUAACAACUACACAAUUUAUACUACGGUAAUGAGUGCUGCCAGCCCAGACAAGUACAUGACUAGGAUCAGAAACCCGAGUUAAAAGCAGAAGAGCGAAUUCACCUAUGCUAUGAAGGAAGAGAUAUGCGCCUAUAUCUCAGACAGGAAGGUGUUGCCUACUCUACUAUCCAGCAGGAAGAAGAAAACUUGCCGUCUGAUGACAGCCCAGCCAAUCAGACUGUAGCUGCCCAACCAAUGAGAAGCCUCCAUACUUUGGACCCCUAGCCUCCUCCAGUGAACUCUUUCAUUAUUACAGUCCAUCCCAACUCCCUCUUUUCCCUAUGAAAGCAAACUCCUCUUUCCUGUUUUCUGGAUUCGCCUGUGGUCUGCCAUAGUUUGCCUAUCCUGAAUUGUAAUUCCUGUGGCUAUUCCCAAAUAAACUUGCUUUUGCUGGCGA
This is a messenger RNA of Aethalodelphis obliquidens (Pacific white-sided dolphin), 1588 nucleotides long. RefSeq names its product N-acylethanolamine acid amidase (gene NAAA). The record is from RefSeq and is a predicted model, not a curated record. The transcript has 11 exons. Gene Ontology annotation, biological process: fatty acid metabolic process. Bases 167 to 1234 code for a protein of 355 amino acids. Gene Ontology annotation, cellular component: lysosome. Gene Ontology annotation, molecular function: fatty acid amide hydrolase activity. NCBI's taxonomy places the organism in Eukaryota, Metazoa, Chordata, Mammalia, Artiodactyla, Delphinidae.